Phanerochaete carnosa HHB-10118-sp is the source of this 2046-nucleotide messenger RNA. RefSeq lists its product as uncharacterized. Bases 1 to 2046 code for a protein of 681 amino acids. Lineage: Eukaryota; Fungi; Basidiomycota; Agaricomycetes; Polyporales; Phanerochaetaceae. The transcript has a single exon. The record is from RefSeq and is a predicted model, not a curated record.
AUGGAGAACGCGGGCUGGCGCUUCGAACUGGAAGGGACGUCCAUUGUAGUCCCUUGCGAAGGCCCUCCUUGGCAAACUGUCGCCGCCGACGCAACCGUGAUUCUUGCUGGGCUCGGGCGACGUUUCAACGGAAAUGGAGAUUCUCACACAACCUCAGAGGAGAACCGCCUGAAUCUCUGGGGCACAGUGCAACUUGCGAAUUCAGGGCUUGUCUCCGAGAGGACCCUAUUCGAGUCUCAAAACAUGGACAAACGCAUAGCGUUUAUCCUUAGGUCAUCCGAACGCUCUGAAGCUCCGCUUCAAUGGCUGCAUAUCGGCCAUGGCACUAUACCGAAUAAAUUGGCGGACGCAUCUUGUAUCGGCGGACAUCGAGAGGAGCUUCUCUGCAUCCUCAACCACAUUUUUCAGACCCGCUACUCUUUGGACACUCCCGGUCUCGAUGACUGCCUGCAAUAUUUUGUACAACAGUCGAGGGACCUUGGCGAAUUAUACGGAUACUUGCGCCCUUGGUGGUACGGCAACUUACGCGACGCCGUGCAGAAGGUAGCCGCCCGCAAAGACGAGCUCGAAGCGAUCCGCCACAACGCUAUCCGUGACUCCUGCAUUCAGAAUUCCAAUAUUCCUCCCCGUCGUGUGUGGGAUCUGUACUCCAACCGUGUCCUCCCGCUUCACGCCGUCCCCCGAGAUCCGGACUCGAAACCUGAAGACAUACCAUCCAAGGUCUGGUGCGUGUCGCAUAGCUGGGUGGAAGACCACAGACACGUCUAUGUAUCGACGGAAAUUAACGGGCAACAGUGGCCUGUCCCUAUCCCACGCGAGACCACCCUCGACCACGUUCGCAUAGAGCUACUGAACAUGGACGCCGAGUACGCGUGGCUGGAUGUGUUGUGCUUGAGGCAGAGAGGACGAGACGAGGACGAGAUGCAACGGCAAGAAGAAUGGAAGCUCGACGUCCCCACCAUCGGCUACACCUACUCCCGUCCCUCAACACCCUGCGUCAUCUAUUUCAAUGGCCUCGGUCUUCCCCUCGACACCUCACCAAUUAUCCUGCGCUCAACGCGACAGUGGUUCAAUCGUGUCUGGACAUUGCAGGAGUCUCCGCUGAGCUGGCUUCCAGGAGGCUUAUCUGGCAAACCUCUCGUAGAUCCCCAUGCGUUCUUCGACCGUCUUCGCAGUAUCGUGACAGCGGUCAACAGCCGUGGAGACGGUUCUGGCCUUGCCCAAACUCUUCGCGAACGCUCAUGCACCAACGAGCUCGACAGGAUCGCUGGGCUUGCGUACAUCUUCCAGUGCCGCACACUACCUAUCUACAACGAGAACGUGAGCCCGGAGGUCGCGUGGACCCUGUUACUCAAGCACAUGGACGCGGAGCGACGGACGUCAAUCUCGCUACAGUAUCCGCCGUGUAGUCCAUUUGGUCUAUGGGGAUCAUGGGAGAGAUUCUUGCAUUCUUCGAAGAUCCCUCACGCCAGUCAACCCCUCAUUUCAGCGGGAACCUCCGAGGAUGGGAGCUUGAAGCUCGUGGAUCCCAGUCAGCUCUACACUGAUGCGCAGGGGGUAUACUUCCAUCCUGGCUAUAUCACGGAAUCAUGUCGUAUCCUAUUAGGCGGUGAUGCUCAAGCUGGAGCGGAAGAAAUUGAGAUGUCCUGUGGAUAUCAAGGAGAGUCUAUCAAGCUCUCAAUCCUCGGCAGACAUGGGAUACUUCUGGACGGCAUGUCAUACUGCUUGAUAAAUCACGGAGAAGACGCGGAGCACUGGGUUGUUGGCGAAGUAGUUGGAGAACAGAUUGUAGAUGAAGAGGAAGCACUCUUAGUCGCAAGAUGGGCGGUCAUCCGGGUCGAUCAAGACGAAGGCCAGCGGCUGGGGACACACGUAGCUGCCAGCAGGCGACGGAUGCGAAUAGUAUAUUGUACCGCAGAAGAGGCUGCACGUCGAAGCUCGAGAGUAUACGACUGUAUUGCGGUACGUGAUUGUCAUGUUGUCAUUCGCAGUCCAAGUGUGAUUGACUCCAAUCUCGUAUCAAUAGGCAUACAACGAGCUGGCUGA